AUGUAUGUAUACAAACAGCUGUCAUUUUAACCUUAAUUAGCAAUUUAUCUGAGUGCUGAAGGGUUAAAAGAGAUUUUUAGAACAACAUGUCACUCAAUGAAGGUAUAAAAUUACAUGAAUCUACAAAUCCAUGGAAGCCAACUCCGCUGAAAAAUAAUGAAACUGCAGAUGAUGAAAAAACGCUGCUUUAUAAAAAAGUUCGUAGUAUUUUUAAUAAAGUAGCACCGCAGACGUUUGAUAAAUUUGUUGGACAACUAAUAGAAUUAGAAAUUGACACGCAGGAAAAAUUACAAGGUGUUGUUAAUUUAAUAUAUGAUAAAGCAGUUAAUGAACCAAAGUUCGUAAAAGCCUAUGUUAUGAUGUGCAGGGAACUAGGACCAAUAAAAGUUGAUCUGCCAACUGAUGAAACUGCAUCGCGUAGCAGUAUUACUUUUCGUUCAUUACUUCUUAAUCGUUGCCAAGUAGAAUUUGAAAAAAAUCAAACUGAUGAAACGAAAGAGAGAGUUAAAGAACUUGAAGAAAUUGAAGAAUGUACAGAUGCUGAUAAAAAGGAAGAACUGAAAUUGAGUCUCGAAGAACAUGAUCGUCGGAUCAGAAUGAAGAGUAUAGGAAAUAUUAAAAUUAUCGGUGAAUUAAAUAAACAAAGCAUGUUGACUACUAAUAUAAUGAAGAGGUGUGUAAUUCAUCUUUUAGAAACACCUGAUGAAGGGAAUUUAGAACGUUUAUGUGAAUUGUUAACGAUAAUUGGACAAACAAUGGAAGAAAAGGAAGAUCUUUCACCAUACUUUGCUACAUUAACAGAACUGAUAAAUCGAAAUGGAAAAGAUAAAAUACGUCCAAGAAUAAGAUUUAUGAUCCAAGAUAUUAUUGAUUUGAGACAAAAUCGCUGGGUUCCUCGUCAUGGUAACAUAAAUUCAAAAACUAUGGUUCAAACUCAAAAGAAAACGUCAUUUAAUUCAUCACCGAAUCGUUGUUUUGAUAGAAGAAGAAAUGGUCGUAGUAUUUUUAAUAAAGUAACACCGCAGAAAGUUGAUGAAUUUGUUGGACAACUAAAAGAAUUAGAAAUUGACACGCAGGAAAAAUUACAAGGUGUUGUUAAUUUAAUAUAUGAUAAAGCAAUUAAUGAACCAAAGUUUGUAAAAGCCUAUGUCAUGAUGUGCAGGGAACUAGCACCAAUAAAAGUUGAUCUGCCAACUGAUGAAACUGCAUCGCGUAGCAGUAUUACUUUUCGUUCAUUACUUCUUACUCGUUGCCAAGAAGAAUUUGAAAAAAAUCAAACUGAUGAAACGAAAGAGAGAGUUAAAAAACUUGAAGAAAUUGAAGAAUGUACAGAUGCUGAUAAAAAAGAAGAACUGAAAUCGAGUCUCGAAGAACAUGAUCGUCAGAUCAAAAUGAAGUCAAUUGGAAAUAUUAAAAUUAUCGGUGAAUUAUGUAAACAAAAAAUGUUGACUCAUAAUAUAAUGUAUACGUGUAUAAAUCAUCUUUUAAAAACACCUGAUGAAGGGAAUUUAGAACGUUUGUGUGAAUUGUUAACGAUAAUUGGAAAAACGAUGGAAGAAACGAGAGAUCUUUUACCAUACUUUACUGUAUUAAUAAAACUGAUAAAUCAAAAUGAAAAAGAUAAAAUAAGUUCAAGAAUAAGACUUAUGAUCCAAGAUGUUAUUGAUUUGAAACUAAAUCGCUGGGUUCCUCGUCAUAUCAUCAAUUCAAAAACUCAAAGGAAAACGUCAUUUUAACGACCACGAAGAAAUGGUCAAAGGGCUCCGAUGGAGAAUUUGAGUUUCACGCAUGUACAAAAUCGUGCAGCAUUUACUGAAGCAGAAUAUAAGAUGAUGAGAGAGUUAGCAGACAGUUGAAAUUAAAAAAAUUUUUUUUGACAGAAAAAUAAUGAAAAAAAAUGUUUCUAAAAAAAUGCCGUCGUAAAUUUUAUAAACUAUACGUGCAAUUUUUCAAAAUAUUUUUUUUAAUAUUCAUUUUUUUGUAAAAAAAAAAUCAUAAUUUUUAAAUGUCUGCUAACUUUAUUGUCACGAAUUUAAUACCAUUUACUAAUUAUUUAAUAAUUAAUAAUUUGUGAUACUAAAAUUAGCCGACGUCUAAUAAAUUUUGUAUUUUUUUAAAAACAAAAUUAAAAAAAUUUAGAUAUUUUAGAAAAUUGCACUUGUAGUUUGUUUAAUUUUCUACAUGUCCAUAUUUUAUGAUACUGAAGUCAGCCGACGUCUAAUAAUUUUUGGAUUGUGCUUCUCAACGAUAAAUUAAAAAAAAAAUAUUUGAAAAAAUUGCACCUAUAGGUUUUUGAAUUUUCUAAAUGUGCAUAUUUUUAGUUUUUUUUUUAUGUCAUUAAUCUGUUUAAAUAAAAAUUCAAAAAUAUUUGAUCGUCUGUCAAUUUCAGGAUCAUCAUAUUUUUAGUUUUUUUUUUUUCUUCAAAUUUAAUUGUUAAAAAAAAAAUCAAAAACUUUUUAAAUGUCUGGUGACUUCAUGACACGGAGUUUAGCCGACUAAUAGUUUUUGUUUUUUUUUUAAAUGAUGAAUUAUAAAAAAAAAAAUAUUUUGAAAAUUUACACUUGUAGUUUUUUAAAUUUUCUACAUGUGCUUUUUUUUAGUUUUUUUUUUCCUUCAAAUUUAAUUGUUAAAAAAAAAAUCAAAACUUUUGAAUUGUCUGGUGACUUCAUGACACGGAGUUUAGCCGACUAAUAAUUUUUGUUUUUUUUUUUAAAUGAUGAAUUAUAAAAAAAAAAUAUUUUGAAAAAUUACACUUGUAGUUUUUUUAAUUUUCUACAUGUGCUUUUUUUUAGUUUUUUUUUUCCUUCAAAUUUAAUUGUUAAAAAAAAAAUCAAAACUUUUGAAUUGUCUGGUGACUUCAUGACACGGAGUUUAGCCGACUAAUAAUUUUUGUUUUUUUUUUUAAAUGAUGAAUUAUAAAAAAAAAAUAUUUUGAAAAAUUACACUUGUAGUUUUUUUAAUUUUCUACAUGUGCUUUUUUUUAGUUUUUUUUUUUCUUCAAAUUUAAUUGUUAAAAAAAAAAUCAAAACUUUUGAAUUGUCUGGUGACUUCAUGACACGGAGUUUAGCCGACUAAUAAUUUUUGUUUUUUUUUUUAAAUGAUGAAUUAUAAAAAAAAAAAUAUUUUGAAAAAUUACACUUGUAGUUUUUUAAAUUUUUUACAUGUCCAUAUUUUUAGUUUUUUUUUUUUCUUCAAAUUUAAUUGUUCAAAUAAAAAUCAAAAAAUUUUUAAUUGUCUGCUAACUUCAGAAUCGUGUAAAAAUUUAUAAAUCGAGUAUGGUCGGCUCGAUUCGGAUUUUUUCGUGAAAUUUAUUUGUGGACCAGGUGUAUACAAACAGUUGUCAUUUUAACCUUAAUUUUAAAUUUAUCUGAGUGCUGAAGGGUUAAAAUUGAGUGAUCUUGAAGUCAGCAGACAAUUUAAAAUUUUUGAAUUUUUUUCAAACCAAUCAGAGGCAAAAAAAAGAAAAACUAAAAAAAUGCACAUGUAGAAAAUUUAAAAAACUAAAGGUGCAAUUUUUUUAAAUAUUUUUAUUUUUAUAAUUUAUCAUUUUUUGAAAAAUUCAAAAACUAUUAGACGGCUGUUAAAUUCAGUAUCAUUAAAAUUAAAAGAAAUUUUUAGGGUGACAACAUGUCACUUAAUGAAGGUAUAAAAUUACAUGAAUCUACAAAUCCAUGGAAGCCAACUCCGCUGAAAAAUAAUGAAACUGCAGAUGAUGAAAAAACGCUGCUUUAUAAAAAAGUUCGUAGAAUUUU
This is a messenger RNA of Microplitis mediator, 3752 nucleotides long. Its product is annotated as eukaryotic translation initiation factor 4 gamma 3-like. Lineage: Eukaryota; Metazoa; Arthropoda; Insecta; Hymenoptera; Braconidae. Gene Ontology annotation, molecular function: protein binding; mRNA binding; translation initiation factor activity. Gene Ontology annotation, cellular component: eukaryotic translation initiation factor 4F complex. Bases 87 to 1736 code for a protein of 549 amino acids. The transcript has 2 exons. The record is from RefSeq and is a predicted model, not a curated record.